Messenger RNA from Ochotona curzoniae (black-lipped pika), 1474 nucleotides. RefSeq names its product mitochondrial rRNA methyltransferase 2 (gene MRM2). The transcript has 3 exons. Gene Ontology annotation, biological process: RNA methylation. The record is from RefSeq and is a predicted model, not a curated record. Gene Ontology annotation, molecular function: rRNA (uridine-2'-O-ribose)-methyltransferase activity. NCBI's taxonomy places the organism in Eukaryota, Metazoa, Chordata, Mammalia, Lagomorpha, Ochotonidae. Gene Ontology annotation, cellular component: mitochondrion. The coding region runs from base 1 to 1092 and encodes 363 amino acids.
AUGGCGCCCGGGUCUGGGGCGCGCCUUGGCGGCCCUGCCCACCUCUCGCGCCUGGGCUCCGGCUGCAGGCAGCGCAGCUCUAGGCUCGGUGAGAGCAGCAGGAGUCCCUGCGGCCUCUGCCUUCUACCCUGUGUCCUCACUCGUCUUCCUUCAGACACACUAACGCUCCCCUGUUACCCUCAUGGUGUCCCCAAAGGCUUAGAAGGGCAGCUGCAGUGGUCCCCAGAGGGCUGUAGGAAUGUGAAUUUGGGGGGACACCAUUUUCCCGUGAUACCCCUCUAUGGCUCGGGAGCCUGGGUGUGUCAAGGGGGUGCAGCCCGGGCCCCUCUGACCGUGGACUCGCAAUGCCCCCUUUUUUCUGUCUGCAGGUCCUGGACACUGCUGCGGGCUGCCCUGCUGCGUCGGGGGUCCCAGGGUGCAGGGCGGCGCUCCAAGGGCCGCUCGGGGACAGAGCAGCGCUGGCUGCAGCGGCAGCUGACCGACCCCUUCGUGAAGGCGGCGCGCGCCCAGAGCUACCGAUGCCGAAGCGCCUUCAAGCUGCUGGAGAUGGACGCCAGGCACCGGCUGCUGCGGCCUGGCCUCCGUGUGCUGGACUGUGGCGCCGCGCCAGGCUCCUGGAGUCAGGUGGCCGUGCCCAGAGUCAACGCUGCCGGCACAGACCCCGGCUCCCCCGUGGGCUUCGUGCUGGGGGUGGACCUUCUGCACAUCCCCCCACUGGAGGGGGCCACCUUCCUGUGUCCAGCUGACGUGACCGACCCUGCUGUGGUGUGCAGGAUCCGAGAGCUGCUUCCCGGGGGCACGGCCGACGUGCUGCUGAGCGACAUGGCACCCAACGCCACGGGGAUCCGGGCCCUGGAUCACGACAAGCUCAUCGGACUGUGCCUGCACCUCGUGGACCUGGCCACGGACCUCCUGCAGCCGGGGGGCACGCUGCUCUGCAAGACUUGGGCUGGCGGGCAGAGCCAGCGGCUGGAGAAGCGACUGAGAGGGGCCUUCCAGAGCGUGCAGGCCGUCAAGCCAGAGGCCAGCAGGAGCCAGUCGGCAGAGGUGUACCUGCUGGCCACGUGCCACCGUGGUGGGGGGCCUCGGUGAAGGGGCCUCUCCUGGCACUGUGAGCUGGGAGACGAGGCAGGGCAGCCCAAGCCUGUCCCAGGGCCGCAGCCCGGGGCUCCGUGUGAGCUGCAGCCUGAGGCUGAGGCUGCAGUGCCCGGCUGGCGCUCAGGCGGGCCGGACCUCGGCCACGGACACUGCCCGCUGUCCAGUGAGAGCCCUGCCUGAGGCCCAGCCUCCCAGCAGGCCGCGUGGCUUGCGGAGAGCCCAGGUUUCAAACAGCCUGGGCCGGCUCUUGGGUGUACAGUGUGCAAAGGUGUGUGCCGGCACCUGGCCGCCAAGUCCAUGUGUCCUCAGCAAGGCAGCUUUCUGCAAGAGCGUGGGUGGCAUUGUCGCAGGUGUCCAUACUUCUAGAAUAAAAGCA